CGAAAUACUUAGAGGUGGAAAUUGCAGCUCAAAAAACAAGUCUUGGUGAGUUUUUAUCUCCGCAAUUCUCUUGUUUCGUACUUUCCAGGUUCGCGUCAUGAAGCAUCCGUUUACAGAGGCAUAGCCAGCUUUUCGACUUAUUGUAGGCUUGUUCGAUAAGAGAGUUCAAUUUUUGUUUCAACAGAAUCGUAUUCGGUAAAAGUGAAGCGGGCGGAAAAACAUUGUAGGUCUGGGCAAAUGUUUAUCUGAUCUCACGCGAUUAUAGCAUCUUUGCUGAAGUAAAUGAGCGCGCUACUUUCCAUUUACGUGAAGACGUCGAAAAUUCAAGAAAUUCAAAUCAAUGACAGCGACAAAGAAUACAGAAUUACUGAUUUUCGCUUACAUAACGGAGGCAGUUAGGCGUCGAUCUCUGUAAGAGCGGUCUAAGCCGUUUCGCAUCGGAAAAAAGUUUUGCCUCAAACUUUGCCUAUUAAACUAUCUUUGGUGAUAAGUAGAUAAAACCACAUUGGUUUCUGGAAAUACAUUGAUAAAAAUACUGAGAACUCUCAAUAAUCGAAGCUGCAAAAGAUCCCUUUCUGACCUCUUGCGACAUCGAAAAUUUCAAAAGUUGAUAAGCUCUCUCCUCGUAACACACUACGUCCUGCGAGAAAUCGUUUGUAUAUAAAAAUAUCAUGUACUUAUUAAUUUCCUUCCCCUAAGUGACUCAUAUUGAUUAGCGUUCGGUCAACGUUUUAAUGAGAAACUCUUUUUAAAAAUUGGUUUCAGUAUGAUAUUCGAUACAUCACCGGACAGGAUAAUUUGCCUUAUUUUAGCCGUAUAAAAUGUUUAUAGUAUCAAUCAGUGUGUUCUAAAAGCCUUUUCCUACAAUCUUUUCUUUUAAAAGUGGUUAAAAUCUAAGAUUUAUGAAGCUAUCAGUAUCAACGGUCGGAGUUUGCACUGCAGACUAAUUUGCAUAAUUCUGCUGUCGAGCUUGUAAAAUCACCAAAAGUUUGAGGUCACUAAGGCGAAGGAAAUUAGCAAUUUGAGAGCUCUCAAAAUUUUUUUAACUUACUUCCAGAAACCAAUAUGCCUGAAAUGUUUUUCAGGUCCUAUUUACAACUACUCGUUUCAGUAGUGUUCUUAGCUGCGAGGAUCUCCUAAUUUCAUCUUUCCACCGCAGUGCAAAUAUGUGAAUUUUCAUAUAUCUAAAAUCUUCAUUCACUUGGAUGUUUAUUUGGACCCAAUUCAUUGACCAGCUCCCAGUUGGCUUGUUAGCUCAAUUGGUAGAGCGCUGCACCGGUAUCGCGGAGGUCAUGGGUUCAAAUCCCGUACUAGCCUGAAAAAUUUUUUUUCAGGUCCUAUUUACAACUACUCGUUUCAGUAGUGUUCUUAGCUGCGAGGAUCUCCUAAUUUCAUCUUUCCACCGCAGUGCAAAUAUGUGAAUUUUCAUAUAUCUAAAAUCUUCAAUAUGGUUUUAUUUACUUACUACCAUAGAUAGACAAAGUUUGAGGCAAACUUUUUUCCGAUGCGAAACGCCUUGGACCGCUUUCACUGAGAUCGCGACUUAAGUAUUUUAUCAUAUAUUGAAGGACCGAUCUACACGGAACUGACUUUGUUGCAUGUGACAAGCUUGUGACGGACCCAGGACAUAACAAAUGUGGGAUGACAUUGGUUCACUUCCAUGUGUAACCCACGUGCACGACAUUUUCGCUCUCGACAUGCCGAAAUCGCAUACAAUUCCACUACGGAGGACUGGGGACAGCAAUAAACGACACAAAAAACCUGAUUAAAAACUACGAAAAAGUUAGCUGUUCUGUAAAUACAUCUUAAAGUGAAAAUUCGGCUUCACAAUUACCGGCUUAUGGAAUUGCUAACGGCUGCAUGACACCUGGCGCAAAUUUCGUCGGCGGUGUGUUUGCAAAACAAUUUCCCGGCAUUUGUAAUGUGAGAAUUGUAUAAAUCAGCGCGUAUUCAACGGUCGUAACACAACUAUCAACGAUCAACGACCAAUUAACACAUUCCAGGUAUACAGAGGGUUUUCUUCUAUCCUUGCGUAAGGCAGUAUUUUUACAUUAAUCACAUGUACAGUAGAAGUUCCCAAUGUAAUGUAUCUAAAUCAAGUGACUUACAAAAUCGCACGUUCUUUCACCUUAUUUAGCCUAAGAAAAUGCAUGUAGUUGCAUCAUUUUAGGACUUCGUCGGCACUGUUGUGGAAAUCUAAUGUCACGAAAUCUAACAUCUUUGCGUUACAAAUGUCAAUUUUAAAUUAAUAUUUAAUCACAAAAUAAUGAAGUUGAGUAUCACCUAUUUCUUUCUCGACAGAGACACACAGCUGUCUUGCUACGUUUGUAUGGUCACACGUAUAGUUUGCAUCAAAACCCAGUUGAGAAGUGACUAGGCUGUUGUUCCAUAUUAUUUUUAAGGAAGCAAACGAAUCGUGGUGUCGCGAGAGACGAAGUAGCGUAUUGGUGAGUGUACUAAACUCGGGUAGAGAGGUCCAGGUUUGGAGAGAGACUUAGUGGGGUCAUUGUGUUGUAUUCUUUGGCAAAACAGUUCACUCUCACAAUGCCUCUCAGGAGUAUAAAUUGGUUCUGGUAAAGUUGCAUCAGGCGAAUUUGGUCAGGCUUCCCCGACAGUGUUCAGACUUAAACAAAUUGAAAGCUGUAGCAUUAUCAAUCAAUCAAGUAAUCGAUACGUAAAGAUAGUGUUCCGAGUUACCAUAUUUAAAAAGUAGUAAAAUCUUCUCUCCCUAUGUCAGUCAAGUAAUUUAUAGUUUUUCGUAUUUAUUGGUCUAGUUUGAUAACGAAAUGUCCAUGUCAGAAGACAGCACCAUAGGGCCAAGGAAUGACGCUGUGAUUGAUGGAAAGGUCUGGGUAAAAGGCACUACCAAGGAAAUGUUGGACACAUUUCCGAAGCUAAUUCCCAAGAAAGAAGACAUCUUUGUUUGUACAUUUCCAAGAUCAGGUUUGUAAGAUGCGUACUCGUUUCACUCGUAAGUAUCAUUUUUAGUGCCAGACCCAUCACUGACCUCUCGCCGGUUCUAAUCUCGCAAGUUUCCCCGCUCCUUCCGUAAGCUACAGUUUUAUCGAAGUUCUAUGAGGAGGAGGGGAUCGAAAAGAAUCGUUCUCACUUCCUCUCUAUUACCCUUCGCCUGGCCGGUGCCCGAGCUUGCUUGAUGCACUGUUAUAAUCAUACAUGCAGUGAAAAAUUACCCAUUGAAAUGUUUUUUAUCAUUAAUAGGAACAACUUGGACUCAGGAAAUCGUCUGGCAGAUAAUCAACGAUGGCAAGAUCGAUUAUCGCCCUUUGCAUGUGCGAAUGCCCUGGGUCGAUGGAAUGCCAUAUGCACAACCUGAGAACCCUUAUUUAGUGACGUCUGCUGGGAUGAUAGAAAAGAUAUUUGAAUGCUUCCCAUCACCCCGCGUGUUUAAAUCACAUCUACCGUAUGACCUGGUCCCCAAGGGGUGUGGCCAGGCUGCAAAGCCUCUAGCACGUUAUAUAUACGUCAUGCGUAACCCAAAAGAUGUGGCUGUAUCUCUUUUUGAAUUUGUGGCUAAAGUAUCUGGCAGAGAAGCUCUCUCCUGGGAUGAGUUAUUUGAGCUGUUCUAUCAAGGGAAAGGUUACUGAUUUGCAUCUGUUUGUAAAGUUAUCUAUAUUAAGCUAAUUUUUUACAACCUUUUGCCUUUGCCUAAUUGACCUAAUCAAGGAGCAAAACCGUAGCAUGCAACACAUUUUUCGUGUUAAGAGGCGAAAAAGCGAGAGCGCGCGCAAAGAACCGCGGUGUUCAGUCGACAACCUCACCUACUGUUAGUCGUUUGUGCCCGUUCUCGCUCGUCCCCAUAACCUCGUUCCCAGGGAACCUUUUUCCUUCAGAAGAAAAACCCUGGUAACGAGGUUGUCGUCUCCACCGACGGAAAGCCUAGAGACUGAUACUGAGAAAAUCUUAAAGUUGGAGCUCAAAGAUUCGGGAAAAAAGAAAAGCAAUAUUUUAUUUUGCUGAUUUACCUGAUCUUGUUUGUAGUCUAUUAUGGCCCGUGGUUUGAUCAUGUCCUCAGUUGGUGGAAACACAAGGAUGAUCCUGAUGUAUUGAUUCUAAAGUACGAGGACAUGAAGGAGGUGAGUGUGAAAAGAGGGGGUCUGGAAAGCACUUGGGAUUUGUUUCGAGCACGUUAAGUCAAGGUUAGAGAAUGUAGGCCUGAUGAGGGGAGGAGAGUGGGGUCCUGUACAUCUUGGUUAUGAAUCAUCUUGGCUUCCUGUUUUGGUCGAACUUAAGAUAAGGCCGAAAAAAAAAAAAAAAAAAAAAAAAAAAUGAAACUGGUAGCAUAUCAUUAGUUUGCUAUCUAUUAUACAUAUUUUGCUACGCUAAAGGACAUCAUUUGGCCAUAAUAAAUAUCCAUCACGAUCAUUUCGUUGGUACUUGCACUCUGUAUGGUGCCCUCAGCUUUAGUUUAACGGGCUUCAUCGUAAUUCUAAAAAGUCUGCUUUUUAUUUAGUGAUAUUAUCGCCAACUAACAUUACAGAACAUCACUCAUUGUUUUUUCGAAUCUCCCUUUAACUAGGGCUUGCUUGGUGCUAUUAGAAAAAUUGCCACUUUCAUUGGGAAAGAGCUUCCCCUCGAGACUCUGGAGCGUAUUGUCAGCCAAACAUCAUUCAACGCCAUGCAAAAAGAAGGAAACUCUAAUUUUUCCUUUAUCAGAGGGUUCAAAGGUCUUUGUAUUCGUAAAGGUGAAGUGGGAAACUGGAAGGAUUAUUUCACUGAAGACCAAAGCAAGCGAUUUGAUUCUCUCAUCAAAGAGAAAUUGGCUGGAUCAGGACUAGAAGACGAGUUUUAAAAAGAUACUGAACGGUCCGUUCAAUGGAG
This is a messenger RNA of Pocillopora meandrina, 4839 nucleotides long. The record is from the annotation of a GenBank genome assembly. NCBI's taxonomy places the organism in Eukaryota, Metazoa, Cnidaria, Anthozoa, Scleractinia, Pocilloporidae.